UUCUGUCCAAGCCUUAAAAAUAGUCCUUCAUCAAAGACUAGAUUACCGGGCCCUUAUCAAUUAGUAGUAGAUGCUUCCACUCCACAUAUAAAAGCAUGUAGAGGGUUUCAUGAUAAACGUGUUCUAAUUUCCGACUUCUCUCUCUCUCUCCACGUCAUUGAUUGUUUUUUUAUAGCAUCUGAUUAUGUUCGGUGCAGAAACCUUUCUCGGAGUUAAACCUCUGUGUAAUUUGCUUGAUUUUCAUGUUUUGCACCUUAUUCUGUUCGGUUAUGUCGGUCUUCGAUCGCACUUGCUGAUUUUUUUUUGAAUUGAGGAAUUAGGUUUCGGCGGUGACAGCAUAAGCUUUCUUUUGGGGAUAUUUUGCAGGUUUCUGUGAUGGGCCGGACGUAGUUAGGACUUUGUUAUACAUCUCUUGAGUGGAAAGGUCUGGAAUUGGAAAAGUUUGUACUUGGGUGGAGGUAUAUCUGGAAAGGGGUGAAUUAGGUGUUCUGUGAUAUUGGUGGUUUCUGGGUGUUGAGCUAUUCUUUCUGGUGGUACAAGAUGAGUUCAAACGUGUCCGAAGGUGUAAUUCAGGGAGGCAAACUUAUUGUUCAUAUCGCCGAGAAUGGACACUCGCUUGAGCUGGACUGCGACGAAUAUACCCUCGUGGAGGCAGUUCAACAGUUCCUACAUUCCAAGUCUGGGAUUCAACUGAGUGAUCAGCUGCUUUUAUGCUUGGACAUGAAGCUUGAGUCAAAGUGUCCACUUUCGGUCUACAAACUUCCGUUCGAUGACUGUGAGGUGUUCUUGUUCAAUAAAGCGAGGAUGCGUAGUAAUUCCAUGCUUCCUGAGGCUGAGCAAGUUGAAACCCCUGAAAUUCCAGACCCUCCAUCACCGUCGGAUUCUCAUAACCCCCACCCCCUAGAUGAUGCUUUGGAUCCUGCACUAAAGGCAUUACCUUCUUAUGAGAGGCAAUUUAGGUACCAUUACCACUGCGGGUAUGCGAUUUAUAGGCGCACCCAAGUGGCAUUUGAGAUUUGUGAGAGACUCUUACAAGAACAAAAGGUGCAAGAGAGGGCAUUGGAUAUUGCUAGGGGUAAUUUGGAUUACUUCUAUAAGAUGAUUCUCCAAAAUUAUAUGGACUUUAUGAAGUUUUACACGCAGCAACAUAGGAGCCAUUCCUAUCUUCUUGUGAAUUUUGGGAGGGAGAUUGAGAAACUGAGAUCCUGCAAACUUCUGCCUGCUUUACAAACGAGUUCAUGUAGGUGCUUGCUUGAUUUUGUGAAGGAAGAGAACUUGCACAAGGUGGUGGAGGAUUGCAGCAGUUCACACAAGCAGUUCGAAAAUAAGAUUUUGGAAUUUAAGCAGGAGUUUGGAGAUCUAAAGCGCAGCGCUGAGCAUUUGUUUACUAACAAAGCGUCCUUUCUUGUUAGAGAUUUGGCAUUUACAAUCAGGGAUCACCAGCGAUUGGUUAAUGAGCAAAAAAGUAUAAUGCAAGCUUUGAGUAAAGAUGUAAAUAUGGUGAAGAAACUUGUGGAUGACUGUCUGAGCAGCCGAUUGUCCGCUUCCCUACGUCCUCACGAUGCAGUUUCAGCUUUGGGUCCUAUGUAUGAAAGCCACUACAAAAGUUACCUUCCUAAAAUGCAGGCUAGUCACUGUGCAAUUUCCAAUCUGGUUGAUUUCUGCAUGGAUAAAAAGAAUGAAAUGAACAUCUUUGUGCACAAUUACAUGCAGAAGAUAGCGUAUAUUCAAUACAUUAUUAAAGAUGUGCGCAACAAGUUUUCUGUUUUCACAGAAGCAAUCAAUUGUCAGAAUGAUCAAUUUGAGCCCUUGAAAGUUGUCUUUGGGGUUGGCCCUGCAUAUAGAGCAUGCCUCGCGGAAGUAGUGAGAAGAAAGGCUUCAAUGAAGCUCUACAUGGGCAUGGCUGGACAAUAUGCUGAAAAGCUUGCAAUAAAGAGGGAGGCUGAGGUCAGAAGAAGGGAGGAGUUUCUUAAAGUACAAUGUUCAUUUAUACCUAGUGAUAUUUUAGCAUCCAUGGGAUUGCAUGAUACUCCUAACCACUGCAAUGUCAAUAUAACUCCUUUUGACACUAAUUUGCUUGAUAUUGACAUAUCAGAUUUAGAUCGUUUUGCCCCGGAGUAUUUAGUAGGACUAUCAGCAAAUAGUGGAAAACAUGGAAAUUUGAAGGGUUCAUUUUCUGUUUCUAAUGAUAGUUCUUGCUCAGCCAUACUUGAAGACAAUGUUGUAGAUUCCUAUAUAAAAUAUGACACGGAGGAGCAACUUGAGGGUUCUGAGUUGGUAGAGGUUGGUGGAACUAGCAAAUUGAAAGUUGAGAAUGCAAAGCUGAAAGCAGAACUUGCUUCUGCAAUUGCCCUCAUUUGUUCCCUCAGUCCUGAAGUUAAAUCUGAAUCACUUGAUGAUAGUAAAAUGGAUAGUUUACUGAAAAAUGUAGCAGAAAAGACAGCUGAAGCCUUGCAUCUGAAAGAUGAAUAUGGGAAACACCUUGAAUCUAUGCUAAAGGUUAAACAAAUUCAAUGUCAUUCAUAUGAGAAACGCAUUCAAGAAUUGGAGCAAAAGUUGUCUGAUAAGAUGGGGUCGAACUUUGCCCUUCCAACUGUAAAGGUUGGUGAUAGCAGAUUGGAAAUCUCAGAUGAAGCAGAAGCUCACAUGCCUUGCAUGUCAAGUGAAUUCAUGGAUGAGGUUUCUUGUGCCUCUAAUUCUUUGCAAGUCAAAUUAGGGCUUUUCACUAAACUGUCAGAAUCAGAAGGAUUAGAUGAUAAUAUGGUAGAUUCUUCUUCAAUGAUAAAUCCUCAGGUAGAUUCGUCUAUCUUCGAACUACCUCAUGACGUGGCAUAUGCAAAUGACAAAGCUGGGAAAGAUACAACUGCAGCAGAACUGGGCAUGGCGCUGGCAACCAGUUUCACUGCAGAGGGAGUAUCUGAACCCCAAAAUCAUUUACCUGCGGAAACAGCAGCUGGGAAGGUUUUGGACUCUAAGGCAAGCCCUUAUCUUGUGCUGGAAUUGCAGAAUGCACUUGCAGGUAAGUCAAGUCAACUGAGUGAAACAGAAAAGAAGCUGAAAGAUCUAGUGGGCGAGGUUGCCAAGCUUAAGAGGGAGUUGGAAAUUAGCCAGAAGCUCCUUGAUGAAUCUCAGAUGAAUUGUGCUGACUCGGAGAAUUGUCUGCAUGAAGCCAGAGAAGAAGCCCAAACCCAUCUUUGCGCUGCUGAUCGCAGGGCCUCAGAGUAUAGGGCAUUGCGUUCCUCUGCUGUAAAGAUGCAUAGCCUUUGUGGAAGACUAAAGAGCUGUGUUUCUUCAGGCAGUGUGGCUGGGUUUCCUGAGUCCUUGCGUGCUCUAGCUCAGUCUUUGGCUAAAUCCACCAAUGAUAGGGACAAUGAUGGUACUAUUGAGUUUGGAGAAUGCAUCCGGGUACUCGCUGACAAAGUUGGUGUCUUGUCAAGGCACUGUGAAGAGCUGCUUGAUAGGUAUCCAAAGGCUGAAGUUGCAAAUGAGCAACUUAAAAAGGAAGUGGAAGAAAAGAAAGAGUUGCUCAAUGCUCUAUACAUGAAACAUCAGCUUGAGAAACAGGCAAACAAGGAGAAGAUUUCUUUUGGCCGUUUGGAAGUCCGCGAGAUUGCUGCAUUUGUCCUAAACUCUGCUGGUGAUUACGAGGCAAUAAACCGAAAUUGCCAUGACUACUACUUGUCUAAAGAAUCUGUUGCCUUAUUUGUGGACCAUCUCCCAAACCGCCCGAGCUACAUCAUUGGGCAGAUAGUACAUAUUGAACGUCAGUCUGUCCGAGCAAGGCCCUCUAGGGGAUCUCCCCUAGAGUUCCAAAAAACUCCUUAUGGUCUCCCAGUUGGCAGUGAUUACUUUACAGUGACAGUAGCUAUGUUACCUGAUACUGGCAUUCAUUCGCAGCCUCCUUCCUGAUCUUUGUGAAAAUGAAGACUGACCUGAUGGAAGAAACCUAGUGUACAUUUACGAUACUCUAAUCAAAGAUAAGUCCUCAUGCUGGUGGGAUAAUUGAGUAAUUUCCUUUCUGUACAGAUGAUGAUAAACUCAGUUCAAUCUUCCCAUUGUAUAUAAAGCUACUAAUUAUCUGAUUUGUAAGUAAUAACCCUUUGUAAAUGUACAAUUGUCUGUUUAGAGUCUUUAGACUCCCAUAAUGGUAAGAGAACUCUUUAAAA
Rhododendron vialii is the source of this 4166-nucleotide messenger RNA. RefSeq names its product autophagy-related protein 11-like. Gene Ontology annotation, cellular component: extrinsic component of membrane; phagophore assembly site membrane; Atg1/ULK1 kinase complex. The record is from RefSeq and is a predicted model, not a curated record. Gene Ontology annotation, molecular function: molecular adaptor activity; protein kinase binding. NCBI's taxonomy places the organism in Eukaryota, Viridiplantae, Streptophyta, Magnoliopsida, Ericales, Ericaceae. Gene Ontology annotation, biological process: autophagy of peroxisome; autophagy of mitochondrion; reticulophagy. Bases 541 to 3909 code for a protein of 1122 amino acids. The transcript is spliced from 6 exons.